Aspergillus oryzae RIB40 is the source of this 1140-nucleotide messenger RNA. Its product is annotated as fungal specific transcription factor domain-containing protein. The record is from RefSeq and is a predicted model, not a curated record. NCBI's taxonomy places the organism in Eukaryota, Fungi, Ascomycota, Eurotiomycetes, Eurotiales, Aspergillaceae. Gene Ontology annotation, molecular function: zinc ion binding; DNA binding. Gene Ontology annotation, biological process: DNA-templated transcription. The transcript has 4 exons. The coding region runs from base 1 to 1140 and encodes 379 amino acids.
AUGGCCGAAAGACGGCCAGCCCAGGUUUGGUACAUUGAACCCACCGAAGAACUCAUCCAACAACUCAGGCAAGAGCUGGAGUCAGCUCGAGCCCAGCUGCAACUUUUCUCAGCACGAGAAAAGGGGCUCCAGGAGACUAUUGUGUCGCAGAACAAAGAGAUCGAACAUCUGAGGGAGCUUCUUACAGCAUCUCGCCCUGGUGGCUACACCCAGCAUGGAGGUGAGAGAGCCGGUAAUGGCUCCGUGGUGGCACACCUUGGACGACUGGUCUUGGGUGAUGGCAACUCUGAGUUCUUUGCAGGUUCUACGACAGGAGUUCAUUUUGUUCUCUCGGCUCAGCAGCUAUAUCAGACUACUUUCUCUUCCCAGGAGCAUUUUCCCGAAUGUUUGUUUCGCCUGCACAUCCUGCGGCAUAAAGAAUUGCCCGUGGCUUUGGAACAAAACAUAAGCAUUGCAAGUUGUUUGGAGAACGGUCAACUCACUUCGAGCAAUAUCUUUGAGCCCCUACGUAAUCACCUCCGUAAUGUUGGGGUGGUUGCUGUCCGCAAGGCAUUUGACAAGUACCAACAAUGUUGGGGAAUUCUAUAUCCUGUAUUGUUGUCAAAACAGUUCCUCGACACUUUUGAUGCUACGAUUAAUGAUGUGUGGACCACACCUCUUGAACCGCAUCUCAGGAUACCAUUUCUCCUUCAGGUGUAUGCCUUAAUGGCGCUUGACAACGUCGAUAGCAGUACUGCCGCAACUGAAAUAGUGCCCUUGCCUUAUCACCUGGACACCAUACUGAGCAACCUACUUGGCCAGAUGCCUUGCCGAGGAGAUAUUUCCAGUCUCCAAGGCUUAAUUCUUUACCUUCUCUAUCUGCAGAUGACAUCGCAGCACUCAUUAGCAAUACGGACCUGUGGUAUGAUCGUAAGGCUAGCGCAGUCGCUCGGACUUCAUCGACACACCAGACGAUUCAAACACACACCCGGUGAAAACAAUCAAGCAUCUUAUAUGGUCUACCCAGAAACAUACAAGCAGCAGACACAGAUACCGAUCUCCCUACCAAUACCGACUAUGAUGACAUGCAUAGCGAUCAGCUGUCGUAUCCGUUACCUGGAGAAACUACCCAUAUCGAACCAUUUCUCCAAGGUGGAGUAG